CCCUGCCCACCUUCAUGGCAGGGCUCCUUUCCCCUUUUGUCGUACACUUGGUUGAUGCAAGGUAUAUUCCCCACUGCCCCUACUUAGCCUUCAUUGCUUCGAAUAUGCAUGUUACUCGAGUAUGUUGCAUUCAAUUCAACUUUAAUCUAUUAAUCAAUGCUUCAGUUGGAAGAUAAAAAGAUCAGACAACUUUAUUCUUUCAUAGCGGGUACCAGGUGCAGGUUUGAUAUUUCCAUCGAAAUUGUGUUUCUGUGAAAAACGUGCUUUUGGCUAAGUAGAUAAUUAAAAAUGAGUGAAAACUAAAAAGGAAAGAUUUUAUUUUUAUUGGGAAUUUACUGGCUGUGUUAGCGAAGAAUCGAAAGAUUGAAGAAAUAUGCUGAUCAAUCGAGAAGUUAUUUUGUUGUUAAUAUGUACUAUUUUGUUCGUUCUUGAAUGUUAUUCAAAGGCAUCAUACCACGGGCCUGGCCAUCGCAAAGGACUUUAUGGAAUCUCAAAGCGAAAGCCUAAGAAAAAUCUCGGUAAAGCACUCAACAGCACAUCAUCAAAAGCACCUUCGUCUUUGCCAGCAACGAAAGCAGGGUCUGGAAAGGCUGGCGAAAGAAAGGUUGAAGUGAAGGGUCAUAAAAGAGCGAUUAUUGAAGAACUGCACAAUGAAGAGGAUAAGAGCUCUGCUGGAGUGGAUUACGCAGAUUUUGAAGGACCUAAAAAGCGGGAUGUCAGCUUGAAAGAAGUUAAGGUUGGUUACAAGAAAACACUGAAAGACAAAAGCCCUGAAAAUUCAACUCAGGUUAUUGAGAUUACGGGAAACCUUACAAGUUCUGAGCACUCUUCAAAUCAGAAUGGUUAUGAAAAAGAGUCGAGUAAAGCCUCAAGUCAUGAGGAUAAAGGGACUGGGCAGGAGAACAAUUCGAAUGAAGCCCGUAGUGCCAGUUCGAAUAUAAUAACAGAUCUUAAGGUACCCCAGAUGGGGGCAGCUAUUUUUGGGAACACACAGAAUAACAACGGGUCGGAAAGCAAGGAGGCAAGUGCAGAUGGAAAUUCCACUUCUGAAAUGGCCACAAAGCAACAAGAGACACCGGAUACUCGGACUUCCAGCUCCAAUAUGAUUACAGAUCUCAAAGUGCCAAAUAUUAUUGAUAAGACGGUACCAAAUAGCAGCAUUUCUAGCUCGAAUGGAUCACAGGUAACAGAUGGUAAUGCUUCAGAAAAUGUCGACCAAAGGAGCCCCCAAGUGCCAAAUCUUGGGGCUUCUAUCGUUGGGAUUGUGGAUAACAGUAAUGGAUCGCAGUCGAGUAACAGGGGAACGUUGCUUUCAAACAAUACAGCUGAAGGCAAUAGCACGGAUUUGAAAGAGAGACAGACAGAAGGAGGAGCUGAUUCGAAACUGAAAGACUUUCUCGACACGUUAGAUGAAAUCGCUAACACGACAGCCGAGACUGCGAGGCUUGUAAACACGCUGAGAAAUGCUUCUAUCGCUCAAGAAAAGGGGGCUGGGAACCAAACUGCAAGCGCAGCUACAGCUGACUAUACGGCAAAGGCUGGUAAAGAUGUGAGUGCCAAAAAGAAACACGAGAUUAUUGGUCCCCAUUAUUACGAACCUGAAUGUGAUGAUAAGAAAAAAUGUCCUGAUGGACAUUACUGUAGAAUGUACGUGUGCGUGGAGUGUCAUCGCAGUAAACACGCGUGUACGCAUCGUGAGCAAUGCUGCAACAAAAUGGAAUGUGUCUACGGAAGAUGUGAAAACAAACCAAAGGGAAGUCCAGGAGCAUUCUGUGAAAAAGAUAGUGAAUGUGCAGGAGAAGCAUGCUGUGUCCUAGAACCGACCGUUGACGAGGAGCAUUCGAUUUGCAAGCCAAAAUUAUCAGAGUUCCAUCAAUGCUCUCCUAUUCUAUUUCGGAAAAUUUGGAUUGGCGAUCAUAAGCCUGAGUGUGGCCCAUGCAAAGGUGGAUUGACAUGUGUGCAAAGGGGCGUCGAAGGAAAUCAUGAAGUUUGCAUGAAAAAGUCUUAAAGCUACAAAGAAAAGUAGAAAGACGCAGCAAAAUUGCUGAAGGUUUGUUGAAGGCAGCCUCCAAUUUAGAAAAACCCUUUACAGCAACUCAAAUCAUUUCUAAACAUCGAAGUUCCCUUUUGGCUUUUAAAUGCUAACUCGCUUGUAUCAAUUCAUCAUAGGAUAGAAGUCCACGUUAAUUUUAUUUUAUCCAACAUUCAUAUACUUAUAUGACGUCACUCAGUCCCAGUCUGUACUGUUGCAACUGCUCUCUCUUAAAAGAAAGGUAAGGAUGUUUGAAUGAUUCAUUCAGGCCUGUACUAUUAAGAAGGACGCGCGCAUGCAAGUUCACCGACACAAUUAACUGGCAGGCGCAUGUUCCAAAGAUAAAUAUUUACUUUUCGAUACUUUUACAAAAACGAACUUCGAGUUAUGGUUAUAAAGCUUCGAUUGGCAAGAUACCCCUUUUCAUGGAAUUUUGACAAGCAUAUUUUCAUUGCUGCAUAAUGAAUUUGGUUCCAAGUUGCAAAACAUUUUUAUGCAGCGUUUAAUGCCCUCUUUCCUAGAAACUUGAAAAACCAAACAUCUCUGCAGAAUUGUAGAAUUGCUCCUUGGUACUUCUGAAUUUUGUUAUCAUGGAAUUUUUCUUAUCUUUCACGUUUAAAUUCAUGUAUGACAGUAGGCCCCAGCCUAUUAUUGUGCACCAAGCGGUUUUUCGCAUACUGAAUGACGUCACCCCAUUUUCAGUGAAGAAAUCAAUAGGGUAAAGUUCAUACUUAAUAUGUUUAGCGUAUUCCUUGCAUAUUAACCCACUUUUUGCAAUUGUGUUGUGUGAUUUGUAUAUCAUCCUCAAUUGUAACGUAAACAUUUUAAAUCUUAAAAUUCGCAACUUAAACAAAAGUGCUUCUCUGUUUAGAUUUACUCUUUAUAAUAUAAUCUUAUAUAUUAAAUAACUAUUUCUUUUACAUUUAACCUUUCUUAUCUCUAUUUUCAAAACCUUAGAAGCAUAUGUAAUUUUCAAAAUAUAAAAUCCUUCAAUGCUCUCUGUAGCUUGUUAAAAAUCUUUUUCAUUCAACUCCGUUUUCCAAAAACACACAAUCUAUGUUUGUCAAAAAUUUACGUUUGAAAAUGCUAUACGACUUUGCUUGACUCCUGAACUUACAAAAAGCCCAUUAUUGGUACCUAUAAAAGUGUCUAAAAAAACACUGGUGCUGACAAAGAAAAGUAACCUAAACAUUACUUGCCAUCUUUUUAAGAAACCAAGCGUUAAGUUAAUUAGUCGCGGUAAUGGAAUAUCUUAAGUUUUAAGAAUAUUUUCUCCAGUUUAAACUUU
Messenger RNA from Rhopilema esculentum, 3320 nucleotides. RefSeq lists its product as uncharacterized. Gene Ontology annotation, molecular function: co-receptor binding; receptor antagonist activity. The record is from RefSeq and is a predicted model, not a curated record. Gene Ontology annotation, biological process: negative regulation of canonical Wnt signaling pathway. Lineage: Eukaryota; Metazoa; Cnidaria; Scyphozoa; Rhizostomeae; Rhizostomatidae.